Molecule: messenger RNA, 2594 nt
Organism: Carassius auratus (goldfish)
Lineage: Eukaryota; Metazoa; Chordata; Actinopteri; Cypriniformes; Cyprinidae
Product: transmembrane and coiled-coil domains protein 2-like
Exons: 5
Coding region: 217-2004 (595 amino acids)
Biological process (GO): amyloid precursor protein metabolic process
Cellular component (GO): endomembrane system
Source: RefSeq, a predicted model, not a curated record
UGCCUAUUGUGUAAUUUACUCUGAUAUUUACCUAUUUACCACUUCAGAUGCUCGUCACACACUGUGCGUUAAGUGUGUUGCUAUGAGACUGACAUCAGCGUUUCCCAUCAGCCCCUUCUGCCCCCCCCCACACACAUUUACAUACUCAGUAAAUAUGUUUAUCACUGAAAAAAUACACAUCUACACACUCCCCAAUCGUGCUCUCAUGAACACACAAUGAAAACACACACACACACACAGAGUGUACAUGUAAAUGCUGCAGUGUGUGUGUGUGUGUGUGUGAAUGUGUGUGUGUGUGUGUGUGACGCAUGCUCCGCUGAACUCCCCUCCCCCUCUGCUCCGCAGCCGCAUCGAAACACUCAGACAAACACACGGCCGGAGAGACAAGAAACUAACGUGAAACACAGGAGAGACAAGGAUGAGAGACACGAAACCGCAGCCGAUACUGUCUCUAGCAUGAACCAUGACAGACUGGAUGGAGCGAGAGAUAGACAGCUAGAGGAGAGGGGUGGGGUGAGCGCAGACAGACAGAGAGAGAGAGAGAGACAGGAGGGAUAUGGCCCUCUUACACAUGUCUGCAUUCAACCUGCACACCCUGGACUGAAGACCAUGCUGGAUAAAAGCGAAGUGUCCACUCUCAGUCUACCGCCCUCCGUGAGCCAUGGGGGGUCAGACGGGAACAUCAGCGUGGAGGCGGGGUCAGACGGGGCAGGCGGCGAGGUCCAGAGAACAAGAGUGGCGCUGGAACACCUCCAGCAGAAGAUCCUGAAGAUCACCGAACAGAUCCGUGUGGAACAGGAAGCCCGUGACGAUAAUGUGGCUGAGUAUCUUAAACUGGCCAAUAAUGCGGACAAACAGCAGGCGUCGCGCAUCAAACACGUGUUUGAGAAGAAGAACCAGAAGUCUGCACAGACUAUUGCACACUUGUACAAGAAGCUUGAGCACUACCACAAGAAGCUCAAAGAGAUCGAGCAGAAUGGUCCUGCGCGGCAACCCAAAGACGUCUUCAGGGACAUGCAGCAGGGGCUGAAGGACGUACGUGCCAAUAUGCGAGCGGGAAUCAGUGGUUUCGGAGGUGGAGUAGUGGAAGGAGUCAAGGGUGGAGUCUCAGCGCUCACGCACACCGCCGUCGUCUCGAAACCCCGAGAGUUCGCUAGUCUCAUCCGCAACAAGUUCGGCAGUGCCGACAACAUCGCCCACAUGAAGGACUCUCUGGAGGAUGGGCACACGGAGGAGACGCCCAGAGCUCUGAGUGGCAGUGCCACGCUGGUCUCCAGCCCCAAAUACGGCAGCGAUGACGAGUGCUCCAGCGCUACUUCUGGGUCACCGGGUGGAAGCAACUCCGGCGGGGCGGGAGCAACAAUAGGCAGCCCGCGACUGGACGGACAUCACCACCACCAUCAUCACCACCACCAGUCCUCGUCCUCCUCUUGGGAUGCCCUGCUGGAAGGCCUCCAGGAGAUCAAAGUCAGUCAGGUGCACAUGGAGGACGCCAUCGAGGACAUGAAAGCGCAGCUGCAGAGCGACUACAGCUACAUGACCCAGUGCCUGCAGGAGGAGCGAUACAGAUACGAGCGUCUGGAAGAGCAACUCAAUGACUUGACGGAGCUCCAUCAGAACGAGAUGAGCAAUCUGAAGCAGGAGCUGGCCAGCAUGGAGGAGAAGGUGGCGUACCAGUCGUACGAGAGUGCACGGGACAUCCAGGAAGCAGUGGAGUCGUGCCUCACCCGCAUCACCAAACUGGAGCUGCAGCAGCAACAGCAGCAGGUGGUGCAGCUGGAGGGAGUGGAGAACGCUAAUGCCCGAGCCCUGCUGGGGAAACUCAUCAACGUCAUCCUGGCCCUGAUGGCGGUACUGCUGGUGUUUGUCUCCACCAUAGCCAACUUUAUCACGCCCCUCAUGAAGACACGCACCCGGGUCGGCGCCACCCUCGCCCUCGCGCUCUUCCUGGUCACACUGUGGAAACACUGGGAUUGGCUGGAGCUCUGCCUGCUGCCCAGCUGAAGAACAUGAACAAAAUACAUGUUCAGAACUGUGACACAUCCUCCCAUCAUACCAGAAGUGGGAGAGAUCUUGGCCCUGUCCCAAAUCACACCCUAAACCCUCACGGCUCCCUUUGAGUCCACACUUUUGUGAUGUAAUGCCACUUUGACUGUUUGGUAGAAGUCUGCAGUGGAGCUCGUCCCAGUGCGAACUCAGCAAAAGUGUGCAUUGAAGGGAACAUGGGGGCGUUGCACCCUUCUGAAAGCUAAAACGAUGAAUGGGACAUACUACAGUCUCGUGGACUUAAUGGACACAUGUGCAUGUGGCGGCGAUUGUAAGUCCGCGACACCAUAAGUGCAAAUGAAAUGUGCCAUUUGGGACAGGGCCCUUAAAGGAUGAAUAAGAAAGAUCCAUCCAUGGAGAUGCGGCCUGAAGAUGGUGCUGUCUGAAUCCCAAGCCUGGUUGACAUGGCUCUGCAUUUCCUUUCUUUUCCUUUUGAAUGGGUUUCUUUCCUUUUUUUAGACCACUGGGGUACUUUUUACUUUAACUAAUGAAUGUUAAAACUGGUUCUUUGUGCAGACACAAGAAAUUAGUCCAGAGAAUGGUGUUCU